AUGCCGCUGCCAGAAGCGAAGAGCUUGCAGCGAAGAGCUGAGGAGCGAAGUCUCCAGCAAAUUGCUUGCUGGCUUUUCCAGCAGCAGGGGCAGCCGGAUGCGGAGGAGGAGGAGAGUGAAAAGCGGGUAAAUACUGCAGACCAGGAGGCAAAGGGGAUUGCCCAAAUGAGCGUUCUGCUGAUCGGCAGUUCGUAUGGAUUGCCUACUUCGGUAGAGCUUACUCCCUGUGGUUGUCCAAUACCGAAGCCUCCGCCUCCGCCUCCACCUCCACCACCUCCGCCUCCAUGUGUCGAUCCACCACCACCACCACCAUGCAAACCAGAGCCACCGAAGCCACAGCCACCGAAGCCACAGCCACCUAAGCCACAACCACCGAAGCCAGAGCCUCCAUGCGAACCGCCGAAGCCACAGCCACCUAAGCCACAGCCACCCAAGCCACAGCCACCCAAGCCACAGCCACCCAAGCCACAGCCACCGAAGCCACAGCCACCUAAGCCACAGCCACCUAAGCCACAGCCACCCAAGCCAAAGCCACCUAAGCCACAGCCACCUAAACCAGAUUGCGGAUGCAAGUCUUGUGGACCUGGAGGUAAGGCCUGCGAAGGAUGCCCCAAACAGGAUGAUCUGUGCAAGGAAUUGACCAAGCUCCUUAAAGACCUCGAUCGCAAGAUCAAGCAAUGCGUGUGCGGAGUGCCCAAGUUUGCACUACCCUAA
Molecule: messenger RNA, 714 nt
Organism: Drosophila kikkawai
Lineage: Eukaryota; Metazoa; Arthropoda; Insecta; Diptera; Drosophilidae
Source: RefSeq, a predicted model, not a curated record